This is a messenger RNA of Pisolithus orientalis, 750 nucleotides long. RefSeq lists its product as uncharacterized. The transcript has 6 exons. Gene Ontology annotation, cellular component: transcription factor TFIIE complex. Gene Ontology annotation, biological process: transcription initiation at RNA polymerase II promoter. Bases 1 to 750 code for a protein of 249 amino acids. The record is from RefSeq and is a predicted model, not a curated record. Lineage: Eukaryota; Fungi; Basidiomycota; Agaricomycetes; Boletales; Pisolithaceae.
AUGUCCGCUGCGAAGCCCCCCAAGAAAAAUGUUGUAUACUCCCAGCCAGCCGACACUGGAACGGGUAACAAUGUCAAUACGCAGCUCGUUUACGCCCUGGACUAUCUUAAAUCUACAUCAAAUCCGAUGCGUUUACAAGACAUUUCCAUUGUGACGAACACUCCUCUCGAAACAGACAUGGUUCUUCUCGAAAAGUUCAAGUCGCAUGACCGUGUCCAGCAUGACCCAAAGACCGGUCUUUAUUCAUACCGACACGAUUUCAACUUUCGCGACAAGGCCACCUUGUUGACUGAAAUUCAACGUCAGACGCGCAAAGGUGGCGGUAUCGCAGUUCGCGCUCUAAAGGAACCCUGGAAAGAAGCCCCCCAAGCGAUAGAGGAACUCGAGAAGGAAGGCGAGGUUCUUGUCACUCGCACUGUCAAGGACGGCCAACUUCGGAUGGUGUUCUGGAAUGAGAUCAAACCCGACGAGGAGAGUGGUGGAAAGCAGGUAGAAAAAGAGUUCCUGGACCUGUGGCAUCAACUCAAGGUGCCCAACGAUGUCGAUUUGUUAAAGGCAUUGACAUCAGGUACGUUCCUCAUAUAUGGUCUUCAGGCUACCGCAUCAGAAGCGCCUGCCCCCAAGGCGCCUUCUAACCUUAAGAAAAAGGGAAAGCGUUCUGCCCCCAGGCAGAGACAGGUAAGGAUCACGAAUACCCAUCUGAAGGGAGAAAUAGACCUCUCGCGGGAUUACCACGCGGCUGGGAAGUAA